AUGCUCCUACCAUUGCUCGUGUCGGUGAUUAAUACAUUCCCGUCGACCUCCCAUCGCCCUCCCGUCGCCCUACCGUCGCCCUCCCGUCGCCCUCCCGUCGCCCUACUGUCGCCCUCCCGUCGCCCUACUGUCGCCCUCCCGUCGCCCUCCUGUCGCCCUCUCGUCGCCCUCCCGUCGCGCUUCCGGUCCUUCCCGUCACCCUCCCGUCUCGCUUUCCGCGCCUUCCCGUCGCCCUCCCGUCGCGCUUUCGGCGCCUUUACCUCGCCCUCUCGUCUCCAUUUCGGCGUCUUCCCGUCGCCUUCCCGUCGCCCUUCCGUCGCCCUUCUGUCGCCCUCCCCUCGCCAUCCUGUCGCGCUUCCGGUGCCUUCCUGA
Molecule: messenger RNA, 372 nt
Organism: Closterium sp. Yama58-4
Lineage: Eukaryota; Viridiplantae; Streptophyta; Zygnematophyceae; Desmidiales; Closteriaceae
Source: the annotation of a GenBank genome assembly